This is a messenger RNA of Haliotis rubra (blacklip abalone), 1537 nucleotides long. RefSeq names its product galactose-3-O-sulfotransferase 2-like. NCBI's taxonomy places the organism in Eukaryota, Metazoa, Mollusca, Gastropoda, Lepetellida, Haliotidae. Gene Ontology annotation, molecular function: galactosylceramide sulfotransferase activity. The record is from RefSeq and is a predicted model, not a curated record. The transcript has 3 exons. Gene Ontology annotation, biological process: glycolipid biosynthetic process. Gene Ontology annotation, cellular component: membrane. The coding region runs from base 52 to 1503 and encodes 483 amino acids.
UUGAGGGAUGCCGAGUUAAGUGGAAACAACAGCGUUAGCGGCUUGAGAGUGAUGCUCAGGGCUGAUGAGGAAACGGUAACCAGGCCGGGAUUCCGAUGCAAUGACGGUCAAUCUCGAACACAGGCGAUGGACGGAACGAAGAUGCUGCCACGAGCUUCGCCGUUAAGAGUGGUUACGAUGAAACGAUUCCAACGUUGCAAGGCUGUUUCUCUCUUGGCCAUCUUUAUCUGCAGCGUUAUCGCCAUCAACAUGUACACAGACGCCGUCGGGUACCAGUUUACCAGACCCAGCUGGCUGUUGACCGGAAACACGACCGGAUGGCAGCAUGUGGGAUCAAACACCAAAGUACGGCAUGUCGUAUUUCUGAAAGUACACAAGGCAGCUAGCACUACUUUGAUGAAUAUUUUUGUCAGAUACGGAUUAAAAAUGAAUCUAACAAUGAUGAUUCCAUUACGGAAGAAUAUUCUAAACGAACAUGGCCACUUCACCGGUAGAAAUGUCCUACCUCCUAUGCGAAACAGAACUUACGACAUGUUGUACAAUCAUGUGAUAUUCAAUAAGACAUUUAUUAAGCCACUCUUUCCGCCAGACACUAAAUAUAUCGCAAUACUGCGGGAACCCUUUGAGCAAACUGUGUCGGCGUUCAUGUAUUAUAAAUAUGUGUACCCAAUGCCUUAUCUCUGGAACAUCGAUGGCGAAAACCCGGUUUCAGAAUACCUAAAGAAUCCCCGGAAGUACGAACCCCUAAACGCAUCAUCAUCUUUCACAAACAACCGGAUGUCAGUUGAUCUCGGUUUCCCUGAUGUGUGGUCUCGCAAUCUCUCACAGGCGCGAGAUUUCAUCAGAGACUUAGGAAACACAUUCCACUUGAUACUUAUUGCUGAAUAUUUUGAUGAAUCCAUUGUCCUCAUGAAACGGUUAUUGAAAUGGGAGUUUAAGGAUAUCUUGUACAUAUCUAGUAAUUCGCUUAAAAAAGGACAUGAUCUCAAAUUUACACCCAAGGACCGUGAGCGACACAGGCUGUGGGCGUGGCUUGAUCACAUGCUAUAUGAUCACUAUUAUCAGCUUUUCUGGGACAAAAUACACGCCGAGGGCAAACAUUUCUUCAGAGAGGUUCAAACAUAUAAGGAGAUUCGCCAUAUGUGGCAGACAUUUUGUUCACAGACUCUGAACCGAACGGACACGUUGAAACUCGAAGCCACGAAAUGGAGCUCAGCCUUUGAGGUCUCAUCACGUGACUGUAACCUAGCAACGACCGCUGAGAUUCCCCUUAUGGAAAAAGUGAGAAUAAAUUACUACAGAAAGUCCAGAGAGCGGGCUAUGUCUUUCCCGGAGAGAAUGUUUGGUGUCAGUCGUUUUAGUAAAAGUAAAUUCCACAAAACACCUAAAACUCACCAUUUGAUAGAGACAAAGAGCGGUCGAUGGAUUAAAGUAAGCAGUUCCUCCUUAACCAAACCUAGAGUGAGACGUGAUAUUGAUCAGGACAAAAUGGCGGCGACGUAAUGAAUUUCAGUGGAAAUAAACGUAUUCUUAUAUU